GGAGGGGAUGUCAGCGAUGCGGGCGAGACCAACGCCGACAAAGGUGUUGUCUGCGACGGUGCACGAGUCCCAGCCGUCAUUGGGGCACGAGACGUCUGUGCACCCGACGAUGGGAGCGGGGAGGUCGCUGGUGCUGCUGCCGCUGCUACUCUGUGCCAAGGCAGAGCUGAAGGAGGCGAAGAGAGAUAGCAGGAUUGGGGCAGUGGGUUUGGAGUGGAGCAUUGUUGCAGAGGUGCUGGCUUGGGGGCUGAAUAACGAGGGGGUAUAGCAGAGACGGUAAGAUUUUAGGAGUGUUGGCUAACGAUGUUUUGAGUAGAAAGUCGAGUUGGAAUCGAACAUUUCUUAACUGUCUGGCCUCGCAAGUGCACCUUGGAAACCGGGAUGCAACAAGGCGAUGGGGAAACUAUGAUAUCAGCCAUGGAGUUCGUCAGGACAGACUGCGCAGGGGCCCGCCAAUAGCGCCUGGGCGUGGUUGCGCCCCCAAGGCUCGCAAGGGGACGCCAGUGAGCUGAUCUUUGGUUCGCGAUUCAUGCCGAAUCUGCAGAUCUCCCCUAGUUUUCCGUGCAGAACCAACGGCGGACCACUGUUCGCUUCACAUGGCGUUUCGGCCCCCAACGCGCUUCUGCAGACUACCCCGUAGGGCCUGCCCGAAACCCUGCUUUUCGACGGGGCCGCCCCCACGUUGCGUUUGAGGAACAGGAGACUAUGAUGCUAUUCACAAUCCUGUUAUGCAUGAUACAGGAUAAGUCACAUCGAAAUGUCCCCUGAGCAUCAGGCCAGAUGCCCCAACACCAAGAGACGGUGAUGUCAAUCGCUUGAAAAGGAUGUACACACGACUCGUGAGAUGCGGAAGUUGUCCGGAGUGACGAUCUAUAAAAGGUUCCUUGUUGACCUGCAUUGAAUGAUCAUCCAGACAGCUCGAUCAUCCUCAUCUUCCAGUACCAGGUCUAUCAGGUCUACUUCGCGGUCCUCGCAGUCUUCUCUCUGUUUUCAAGCCCACUUCCUCGCAAUGGCUACUCCAGUUGACGCCAUCGGAGUCAUCUCCGGUAUCCUGACCAUUGUCUCCUUUGCCCAGUCCAACUUUGGCGGUGGUGACCCUGGCUCUACCAUCAAGGUUGCCGUCGCUCUCGACAACGAGGCCAGCGGCACCAUCAAUGCUGGCGGUGAUCUUCCCGAUGUCCGCGUCUGGAACGACUUCGGCGACUUUCUCGCCAUAACCGCCGACCCCGGCACCGUGUCCGACGGCACAGUCGGUACCGUCGAGGUCGACCACGAGCAGCAGGGCACAUACUCGCUCUUCAGCGCAAACGACGACGCCAUCUGCGUGGCCUGGGUCACAACGACCUGGUCCGACGCCGCCGGCGGCAACCAAUUCGCCGUGUCGGGCGACUACGGCGCCGAGUGCGGCGCCUCCUGGUACGAGAGCCACAUGUGGACCAACACUGACCAGUCGUACCAGCCGCGCUGCUUCUGGAUCGAUGCGAACGGUGACCAGCCCCAGACGGGUUUCCAGGUUCGCUGGCCUGCAUUCUCGUCGACAGAGUUCGAUGAGGGGAACACCGAUCCGACCAAGUUCUGCAAUGAUAUUGACUUUGGGCUGCGCACUGAAUCGGAUCCCUCGACGAUUAACUUUUGGACGAGUGCCAAGAGGAGUAAGCGUGGGGAGAAGAAUGACCGUCGCAUCAAGGCUCGUCGUGGCGGCGAGCGUGUCUCGUGGGCUGCUGAGCAGCUGGUCAUCUCGGACUCUGUGCAUCAUUCUGCGAGCCGGCUGUGUGGCUCUGAGACUUCUAUGGGACCGGACUUUGUGCACACGACUGAGAAGAGCUUCUGCGAUAUGGGCGCCAAGGUCCUCUACCCGCUGUGCGAGAGUGGAAACGGCACUUCGACUGGUUGCUUUGACCUCGAGGCCCAGAGGUUGAUCACAGACAGUGGCCUUGAGAGCCGUGAUAUCGCGGACCCUUACACCAAGGUCCGCGAUUGGCGUGCGACUGCUUAAGUCCGAGGUUAGGACUCUUGAGUCUACUUGGACUUUCUCCAUGACCUGUGACCUGUGUACGACCUUUGACAAUUGGCUGCCUCGCCUGCAGUAACCAUCCAACUCUCCUUCUUUGUACCUGCUUGCUUGAUGUAUAUAGUGCUUAGUUGCUUUGACCUGUCUAUAACUUGAAACUGUUGGGAUCCCAAAU
Messenger RNA from Aspergillus calidoustus, 2186 nucleotides. The record is from the annotation of a GenBank genome assembly. Lineage: Eukaryota; Fungi; Ascomycota; Eurotiomycetes; Eurotiales; Aspergillaceae.